This is a messenger RNA of Penicillium canescens, 1704 nucleotides long. Its product is annotated as epsin. The transcript has 4 exons. Bases 1 to 1704 code for a protein of 567 amino acids. Gene Ontology annotation, cellular component: clathrin vesicle coat; plasma membrane; endosome. Lineage: Eukaryota; Fungi; Ascomycota; Eurotiomycetes; Eurotiales; Aspergillaceae. Gene Ontology annotation, biological process: endocytosis; actin filament organization. Gene Ontology annotation, molecular function: phospholipid binding; clathrin binding. The record is from RefSeq and is a predicted model, not a curated record.
AUGUCCAAGGUCGUGCGCAGUGUUAAGAACGUCACAAAGGGGUACUCCUCAGUGCAGGUCAAGGUCCGAAAUGCCACAAGUAAUGACCCCUGGGGCCCUACGGGCACCGACAUGUCCGAGAUUGCCGCCAUGACUUUCGGGAGUCCGAACGAGUUCUACGAAAUCAUGGACAUGCUCGACAAGCGACUGAAUGAUAAGGGCAAGAAUUGGCGGCACGUGCUGAAGUCACUCAAGGUCCUAGACUACUGUCUUCACGAAGGCUCGGAGUUGGUGGUGACAUGGGCGCGGAAAAACGUCUACAUUAUCAAGACUCUGCGCGAAUUCCAAUACGUCGACGAAGAAGGAAGAGAUGUUGGCCAGAAUGUCCGAGUGGCAGCAAAGGAAUUGACCGCCUUGGUACUGGACGAAGACCGACUGCGCAGCGAACGAUCGGACCGAAAGCUCUGGAAGACCCGUGUCAGUGGGCUCGAUGAAGGCUAUGGAAACUCCGGGGGCGAACCCCCACGCCGAGAGCGACGCCGACGCAACCCGGACGAUGAGGACGAUACCGAGUACCGUUUGGCCAUCGAAGCCAGCAAGAACGAAGCCGAGGAAGAGCGCAGGCGACGGGCCAAAGAGACCAUGGCAGGCGAAGAGGAUGAGGACCUAGCCAAGGCUAUCAAGCUCAGCAGAGAAGAAGAAGACCUCCGCAAGCGUGAAUUGGAAGAGAGCAACGCACAAUCUCUUUUCGACGACACUCCCGCUCAAGUCCAGCCAACCGGCUUUAACCAGGGCUACCAGCAACAGGGUGCUGUGGAUUGGUUCGGAAACCCCAUCAAUGUGCAGCAGCCUAUGACGACCGGCUUCUUGAACAACCAGUAUGCCCAGCCAACAGGAUUCCAGAACCAGCCCACCGGCAUGAACAAUCCCUACGCCAAUGGCUACCAACAGCCCUCGGCCUUUGACCAGAACCCUUACGGCCAAGCUCAGAACAAUUUCUUGCAACCGCAGGCUGCUCUUCAGCCUCAGCAAACCGCAUUCAACCCCAACAACCCCUACGGUGGUGGUGAUAUCUUCGCGCAGCAAUCUCAACAACAGCAGCAACCCCAGGAGAACUACCCGACAGCAGGAAGCAACAACCCAUGGGGCGGCAACCAGCAACAGCAACAAGCCGAUGCCUUGAAGCCUAUGCAGACCGGAUCAAACAAUCCCUUCGCCCAGCGUACUCAGACACAGUUCAACAACCCCGCACAGACUGGACCUCCAACUCUGAACUCCUUGGCGGAGGACCGCGCAACGAACCAGUUCAACCAAGGAAACUCGAACCAGUUCGGUCAAAUGAACAAGCCAUUCAACCAGCCCUCUCAACCCAACCCAAUUUCCGGAUUCCAACCCCCACAGCCACCGAAGAGCACUCCACCCAUGUCACAGGAUCCUCACCAUGCUCGUCUGAACGCACUUCUCGCAUCAGGCGAGGGCCUGGACACCUUCGGAAACGUUGGAGACCUCCGAAUUCCCGCGCAGCACACAGCCCCGGGCACAUUCGUCAACUCUGCCGGCCAAGGUCUGGACCGACUACACGCCACGCCUACUGGAAACAACCCAUUCUUCGGUCAGCAAUUCACAGGCAUGCCCCAGCAGACCGGCUUUACGCAGCAGCCUACCAACAACCCCUGGGGCGGUCAGCAGCAGCAACAGCGCGGAGGUAGCCUCAUUGACCUGUAA